Molecule: messenger RNA, 3429 nt
Organism: Lachnellula hyalina
Lineage: Eukaryota; Fungi; Ascomycota; Leotiomycetes; Helotiales; Lachnaceae
Product: Pumilio domain-containing protein
Exons: 2
Coding region: 1-3429 (1142 amino acids)
Molecular function (GO): RNA binding
Source: RefSeq, a predicted model, not a curated record
AUGCCAUCUUCGAGAUCUGAACAUUUGUCGCUAGGAUACUUGCCUCAACCAAGCGCAAGUCUUCCACGCUCCGGCUCAUCAACAGCCAAUACCUCUCCUACAGAACCCUCCAACGGGAGUGCAGUAAGAUCACCCUUUGGAUUAGCAUCCGCAGGCAAGAUGGCAGGAAACACGCGAUCGGGGGCUGGUUCUCCAUCGCACGAACUCGGUAGUGGCACUGGCAACAGAUUCCUGUCCAAAAGCAGAGCAAGAGAAAUUCAAGCCCAGGAAGGCCUUCCAGUCAAUGUCUGGGGACCUCCAACCAGCGGCAACUCAACCCCCCUUCGCGAAAACAUACCUGAGUCUCCCACUGAUGGCUUUCCCGAUUUCACACACCCCCCAACCUCAGAAAGCAGUCCGCAAUCCACAAGACGUGCACGAGCAGGCACAGUCCCAUCACGUUUCUCUCCUGGCGGAGGCGCCAAUGGCCUGGGUCCUAUCCCAACCAUCGUAGCGAAUAAAACCUCUCGUCCCACCCCCUCUCCGAGCCCAUUCAAGUCGCCAUCUCCAAAUCUAGUGGGAGAACCGGAACAUGCCAACUCUCACAAUGCGGCUCUCCUAUCUCGCUUACGGGCCGGUUCGAUGCCACAACGAAGCCAAUACGGCAAUGGCACUUCACCCUUUGGCAUGUCAGUCUUUUCUUCAAAUUGGGCCCCUGGCAGCCGUGAGCGAACUUCUACACUCGCCAGCAUUGCUAGUCAGUCAUCAAAUGGGCAAGGCUCCCCAGCCCAAUCAUCAUUCUCCCGAGAAGCAGCUGGUGACAAUGAGAUGAGAACUUUGGAUUACCUUGGUCUAGCAGACACUCCUCAGCCCCCGAGAGCUCAACUAGCAAACCCAUUUUUAGCAAACCUACAGAUGGCAGACAUCAACAAGGCAAAUCGAUUUCGAUCAUACUCUGUGAAUGCGAAGGAGAAAUACGAGGAGGAAGAGGACGAGGAUUAUGGCACUGAGGGAAUGACUCCAUAUCAAUCGCAGCAACACGCGCUCCAUAUUCAGCUUGCUGCCACGACUGCUGCAAUCGCACAGCACAACCUUGCAGUUCAAGCUUUCGCCAACCAGGCUUCAUCAAACAGACCAAGAGCUAGGACUGCGGGCGUCUUGGAGUCCCCAACUACUAGAUUACUUCGAAACUACUACCCUUCGAGUUCUCGACUAGACAACAGCAUCAAUGCAUCUGACCUUGGUCUAUCAGAAUCACACGAGUACGAUGGACUUUCAGAGUCCGUGGCCUCCAUGACCCUGGGUCGUUCAAACAGCCGUAGUGACGCUCAUCUGAACCCAGACGAUAAUCUCGAAGGUCCAACCAGAGCUCUGUGGCUUGGAAGUAUCCCGUCUUCCACGACUGUCUCGACUCUCAUGGAGAUGUUUAAGUCGCACGGUCCCAUCAUUUCUGCUCGCGUCUUGACACACAAAAACUGCGGAUUCGUCAACUUUGAGCGCCUGGAAAGCGCCAUUUCUGCUAAGACUAUGAUGAAUGGCAAGGAGAUAUUUCCCGGAGCUGGACCAGUCAAAAUCAACUUUGCCAAACCACCCUCCCCAUCUGGCACGCCAGGUCACGAUGGAGCCUUCCCUUCGCCAAGUCCGGAUCCAUUCAUGAAAGGAGACAACGGAGCUAAUGGUGCGGAUGCUAGUCUUACUCCAGGUCUUAUUUCACGACCAGGGACUGCACCUUUAGCCAUGCUAGCUCUUCGAGACAUGAAAUCCGAUAUUCUUAAUAUUGUUGGGGAAUUUGGUGCCACUCCGGAUGACAAGGCCAAGAUUACCAAGAGUCUUGAUUCGGCCAUCAAGUACGACAACUUCGAGUCCGAAAUUCCACCCAUCCCAGAUCCGUCUCCUAACCGAGUCCACGAUGCGCCCAAGCUUCGGGACAUUCGAAAGCGUAUUGACAAUCAAAGCUGGUCCACUGCUGAAAUUGAAGGCAUCGCUGCUGACAUGCUUCCUGAAAUUGCUGAGCUUUCACCGGACUACCUUGGAAACACUGUAGUACAGAAGCUCUUUGAACACUGCAAUGAUGAAAUGCGGGAUGCCAUGUUGGAGGAGAUUUCCCCACAUAUGGCCGAGAUUGGUAUUCACAAGAACGGUACAUGGGCUGCACAGAAGGUCAUCGAUGUCUGCAAGACCCCAAAGCAGAUGAAUAUGAUCUGCGCAAACCUCCAGCCAUACACUGUUCCCUUGUUCCUCGAUCAGUAUGGAAAUUACGUUCUCCAGUGCUGCUUGAAGUUUGGAUCCCCAUACAACGACUUCAUUUUCGAGGCAAUGCUUAGUCAGAUGUGGAAGAUUGCAGAGGGCCGGUAUGGCGCCAGAGCUAUGAGAGCUUGUCUUGAAAGCCACCAUUCCACCAAAGACCAGCAACGCAUGCUUGCUGCUGCUAUUGCACUCCACAGUGUUCAGCUGGCUACCAACGCAAACGGGGCUCUCCUUUUGACUUGGUUCCUCGACACCUGCACAUUCCCACAACGACGAACUGUUCUUGCACCCCAGCUGGUGCCACAUCUUGUCCAUCUCUGCACUCACAAGGUUGCCUAUCUCACUGUUCUCAAGGUUAUCAACCAAAAGGCUGAGCCGAAUGCACGCGAUGCUAUCUACCAAGCUUUGUUCUUCUCUCAUGAUCAGGAGACCCUCGAGGCCAUUCUUUCUGAUCAUGCCUGUGGUGCUACUCUUAUCUUCAAGGUUUUAACAACUCCUUUCUUCGAUGAGGCCAUCAGACCCCAAGUUGUGGACAGCGUUAGAACCGUCCUGUUGAAGAUCAAGGCUCAACCAGCCCAAGGAUAUAAGCGACUGAUGGAUGAAGUUGGACUCUCAACCCGGAAUGGUAGUGUUGGGCCGAGCCGUGACCACGCUACGAAUAGUCAUUCAGUUGAAAGGCAAAGACCAGGUUCCCAACACAGUCAAGUGAAUGGCCACAUGGCGCCCCCGCAAUUCAACGGUCAAUUUUAUCCAAUACAGCAACAGCAAUUCGAUCCUAACAUGGGCAUGCAACGGACUGACAGCAUGGACUCGAACCUUGCAUACCCAGCAUAUGGUACACCCAUGUUGAACGCAUCAAACGUGUUCACUCCAGCCACCCUUCAGCAGUACCAGCAAAACUACCUCUCUCGGGCUGCUCCUCCGAUGAAUAACUUCUAUCCAAACAUGCAAUCUGGAUUUGGAUACAAUAAUGCCAGUCCUACCCCAGAGCAUUAUCGCAAUCAGGGACUUCAGAACGCAAGCCCUAUUCAGCAACCAAGCCCGGGUCCGAUGUUGAAUCAAAGUCCAUUCGCGCCUCCGGGAUUCGCGAAUAUGGGAAUGGGCAUCGGUGCGUAUGGAUACGCCGGCAUGGGCAUGCAGGGGAUGGGAUAUGGCGUGCAGCAAGAGCAGCAAGUCAAUGGGCGACGUGGACGGGUACGUUAA